AUGGAUUGCAUUGAAGACACUCCACUCUCCAUCGGAAGGUUUGCCCUUGAGAAUGCCUAUAUGGCUGGCCGCUGUAACAGCUGGAGUUCAAAUGGCAAUCUCCGUGAUCAUGACGCUAUGAAUGAAAUGAAAAGUAAUAAUACAAAUGAGUUAGCCCUUACUGGCAAAUCCGAGAGUUUAGAGUCCCUGGAGUGUUCAUCUGGCAGUGAUGAGCUUUCCUCUGGAUAUACCUCCACCAUUGAUGGUCUGGCUUUAGAUGUUCCAGAAGAACAUGUACAAGAAGCUCUUGAACAUCUUAACCAAUCAAUUGAAGCUUUUAAUACAGGAUUACAGAUGAUUCCUUGUUCCAAAGAUAACCCAGAACCAGAAGGAACCAGCACCCCUAAAGAGCCAGGGAAUUCUCUGGCAGCUGGAAUCAGCCUCAAUCCUGCAAAUUUGCCUUUGUGUAGUAAAGUGGUCUCUAGAAGGCAAAAGGCAUACAAUACCUUAGAUGCCACACCCAGACAUGAGUUCUAUGCUAAUUCAGUAGCACCUGGAAGACUGAGGAGAAGCCGUCCAUCUUUGGAUAUUCUAAGAAAUGCCAUAAUAGAUGAGCAGAUAAUGUAUCCAAUCCCUCUUGAUCAAGAUUUAGAAAACGGUGACAAAGACAAGAAUGACCAAAAAGAGGAGCCAAAUGAAAAGAAAAACAGAUUCCCAUUUUUUUCUAUGGCUAGGAAGAAAAAAGAACCCCAAGGUCCCGUUCGGUUUGGCUGGAUAAAAGGUGUCAUGAUCCGAUGUAUGUUAAAUAUUUGGGGAGUCAUCUUAUACUUGCGGUUACCAUGGAUCACAGCCCAGGCUGGAAUAGGACUCACUUGGGUGAUUAUUUUGUUGUCUGUGCUGGUGACAUCUAUCACAGGCUUGUCCAUUUCGGCCAUUUCCACAAAUGGAAAAGUACAGUCAGGUGGAACCUAUUUCCUCAUCUCUCGGAGCCUUGGCCCAGAACUAGGAGGCUCCAUUGGACUCAUCUUUGCCUUUGCUAAUGCGGUUGCUGUUGCCAUGCAUACAGUAGGAUUUUCAGAAACUGUUCGGGACCUCCUCAUAGAGUACAAUGCUGUAAUUAUUGACCCAGUCAAUGACAUCAGGAUCAUUGGAGUUAUAACUGUGACAGUUCUUCUCUUCAUAUCAUUAGCUGGAAUGGAAUGGGAGGCAAAGGCACAGGUAAUAUUCUUUAUCGUCAUCAUGAUAUCAUUUGUAAGCUAUCUGGUGGGCACAAUCAUACCUCCUAGUGAAGAAAAACAAUCCAAAGGUUUCUUCAGCUACCAAGGAUCAAUAUUCCUGGAAAACAUUGUUCCUAACUGGAGAGGGGAAACUGGAACAUUCUUUGGCAUGUUUUCCAUCUUCUUCCCAUCUGCUACCGGAAUCUUAGCUGGAGCCAAUAUCUCAGGAGACCUAAAGGACCCAGCAGUGGCCAUUCCCAAAGGAACACUAAUGGCCAUAUUCUGGACCACAAUCUCCUAUCUUGCUAUUUCGGCUACCAUAGGUUCUUGUGUCCUGCGUGAUGCCUCUGGCAAUCUGAAUGAUACCAUCCCAAUGAAUGAGACAGACUGUGAAGGACUAAGCUGCCAGUUUGGUUGGAAUUUUACCUCCUGUGAAGAGACAGAAAGCUGCUACUAUGGAAUGUCAAAUCACUAUCAGGCAAUGAGUAUGGUGUCAGCAUUCAGCCCAUUGAUCACAGCAGGGAUUUUUGCAGCCACUCUAUCCUCAGCUCUGGCUUGCCUGGUGUCAGCUCCUAAAGUCUUCCAGUGUCUCUGCAAAGACAGGCUGUACCCUGUAAUUGGAUUCUUUGGAAAAGGUUAUGGGAAGAACAAUGAACCUAUCCGUGGCUACAUUUUGGCUUUCAUCAUUGCCAUUGGGUUUGUCCUCAUUGCUGAGUUAAAUACCAUUGCUCCAAUCAUCUCAAACUUCUUCCUCUGCUCUUACGCACUCAUCAACUUUAGCUGUUUCCAUGCAUCCAUCACAAAUUCACCAGGAUGGCGUCCAUCUUUCCGAUAUUACAAUAAAUGGACAUCCCUUUUUGGUGCUAUAGUGUCAGUGAUUAUUAUGUUCCUUCUGACUUGGUGGGCUGCUCUCAUUGCAGUGGGUAUCAUUGUAAUACUUCUGGGAUAUGUUACCUACAAGAAGCCAGAUGUGAACUGGGGAUCCUCAGUACAGGCUGGAGCUUACAAUAUGGCACUGACCUACAGUGUAGGCCUCACAGCAGUGCAAGACCACGUCAAGAACUUUAGGCCACAAUGUCUUGUACUCACUGGACCUCCAAACUUCCGCCCUGCACUGGUUGACUUUUCCAGCUCUGUGACAAAGAACACAAGUUUAAUGAUCUGUGGCAAUGUUGCAACUGAAACCGAUAAAGUGCCAAACUCAGAGGGACAUCUGCGAUGGUUGAACGCCAGGAAAGUCAGAUCAUUCUACAGUGUAAUUUGUGAAAACACUUUUCGAAUUGGAGCCAAAAGUCUCAUGCAGGUUUCUGGUCUGGGUCGUUUAAAGCCAAACACUUUGGUGCUGGGUUAUAAGAGUAACUGGCAAACAGUGCCAGGGCAGUGCUUGGAGGAAUACGUUGGGGUCAUUCAUGAUGCAUUUGACUCUCAGUAUGGUGUAUGUGUUCUGCGCCUAAGGGAUGGGCUGGAUGUGUCAGAAAAAGUGCAGGGACAAUAUGAUAACAUGGCUUUCCAGGACUCAGAUAAUGAGGUAGCAUCUGAUAAGGAAGCAGAAAAAGAACCCCCUUGCAUAGUGUCAGAGAACUUGAAUCAAACAAAUACAGAAUUCCAGGGUCGUAAGGGAAAGAAAAGCAUCCACAUAUACUGGCUGUAUGAUGAUGGAGGUCUCACCCUGCUUAUCCCAUACUUGCUGACUCGCAGAAAGCGUUGGGGCCAGUGUAAAGUACGAGUCUACAUCAGAGGAACCCAGGUGAAUGCAGAAGAAGAAAGAAAAGAAAUGCAGACUCUACUAAACAAGUUCAGGCUGGGAUUCCAUGAUGUUAUUGUGCUGACCGACAUAGACCAAAAACCACAUCCCAAAAACAUGCAGUUGUUUGAAGAGCUAGUUGCUCCAUACUGUAUUGAGGAGCAGAGAGUGGAGGACUUGCAGAUACCACAAUGGGGAAUACGUAAAACGGACCUUGAACACUUUGCAACUAAGUCUGAACGAUAUGUGAAAGUAAAUGAGAUCCUCCAGGAGAACUCCCAAGAUGCUGCUCUUAUUGCAAUAAGUCUUCCAAUUGCAAGCAAAAUGGCUUGUCCGAGUUCCCUAUAUAUGGCAUGGCUAGAGAUGUUAUCUCGUGACAUAAGCCCUCCGGUUGUCUUCAUCCGUGGUAAUCAGCAGGACUCGCUCACAAUAUACUGCCAGUGAGCCAGAUGCUAUCACAGAGUAAUGUAACGGUCCCUAAAUGGCUAGCAUUCGCG
Rana temporaria (common frog) is the source of this 3437-nucleotide messenger RNA. Its product is annotated as solute carrier family 12 member 3-like. The record is from RefSeq and is a predicted model, not a curated record. The transcript has 27 exons. Gene Ontology annotation, cellular component: membrane. Gene Ontology annotation, molecular function: sodium:potassium:chloride symporter activity. Lineage: Eukaryota; Metazoa; Chordata; Amphibia; Anura; Ranidae. The coding region runs from base 1 to 3384 and encodes 1127 amino acids. Gene Ontology annotation, biological process: potassium ion homeostasis; chloride ion homeostasis; chloride transmembrane transport.